CUGGCACAACGUCCAACCACGCCUGAUAGUCGUCCACUUUCCCUCACAUAUACAAACUGACGCGCGAAUUCCACACAGGUCAGUGUCAAUGGCGACUGCAAGCGCGAAGGAGGAGCGCAAGCGGAAGAGAGCCAAAGAUGGCGAGGAUAGUAUACAAAAGACUAAGAAGGCGAAGAACGAGAAGACGGCAAAUGGUGCUGAAAAGACCAAUUUUGCGGUAGACGAGAGUGCUUCUAGCGAUCAAGUGAUGCCCAUUCAGGGAGUACGAGCUGAAGCAUCGAAAACUCGACAAAGCAAAAGUGACGUAUAUUUGGAAGAGAUUGCGCAACAGGCACUCAAAUCUUUAAGAGAUAGGAAUCUAAGUGCAAGAAAUGAAUACGGUGAAGACGAUGGAUCUCAAGAAUCGGAAGUCAAUGUUCAAGUCGACAGCGACAAACUUCAACGUCGCCAAGAUAAACUCAACCGGCAGUACCGAAAUUUAAUCGAGAAAUUUAGAACGAUCGAGGACCAACCCCCGGACAUAAGAGCCUAUGAAUUGCGAUGGAUGCUUCAAAAGAGUAAAAAGAUCAUCAAGAAGAAAGGGUUGGGGCAGGAUGACGAGCUUGUCCAGCUACGCAAUCGACAUGCCAGAGCAAACAGAGAUACAUGGCACCUGUCGCGACCGAUUGGUGGCCGUUUCUUGUCCUGCGAUCCAGUCUUCAGCAAGGACGAAAAAUACAUUAUACUAGCGACCGCAAACAACAUUCAUGUGUACGAAGCGGAAAGCUCGUUGCUUCUUCGUACAAUGCAUGCUCGAGGCGCAACUUGUUAUGCACUCUCUGCUGCAAAUCCUCACCACCUAUACGUCGGUACUUCUACUGGAGAAAUACAUCACUUGGACUGGUCCACGUCUGAAAAGAUUGGAAGAAUCGAGUCCGGGGUGAAAGUCCAUGUCCGAUCAUUGCAUUCGUUCCGUGCACCUAACACUGAUGAGGAUAUUAUCCUGACCGUCGAAACCCAAUUGCAGACAGAUGAUAUCACCUCUACUGAUUGUGUGAGCAAGGCCGAGAAGAAGCCAGGAGACAAGCAUGCAUCAAAGGAUGUUCUGGCCAUUCGAAAAGCUCCUUGGAAUGAGGAUGCAGAAGCGCGUCACGAGAUGCUCCAGAGCGAUAACCUUCGCGAUCUCCAAGUACUUGACCAAGGCCGUGUAAUAAUUGCUUGCAGUUCAACGCAGAUGUUUGUUGGUUCUCUCACCACUAACGCUGAUCAAUCAAGCCUGGCCAUGACCACGUUCAAGAGCAAAUACUGUUGGAGACACCUUAAGUCGACCCAUGCCAUAACUUGCAUAGAUUCUCGAGUGAGAAACCCAGCAGAGGAUUUGUCAAACCACAGAAGCGAAACCAGAAUUUACGAUAUUGCAGUUGGAAAUGCGAAAGGCGAAAUACUUAUAUACGAGGAUAUCAUUGCGCAGCUAAACAAGCUAGAUGCAGGCUCAAAUCAACCACCCCGUGCUCGUAGCUUACGAUGGCACAGAGAGGCGCCAAAUGCAAUCAAAUGGUCAAAUGAUGGUAACUAUCUAAUCUCUGGUGGCAAAGAGACAGUGUUAUGCAUCUGGCAACUUGAGACGGGUCGAAGGCAAGACCUACCUCAUCUCACUGCCGCAAUUCAAAAUCUUACGGUAUCGCCCUCUGGGGCUUCCUAUGCUCUUCACUUAGCAGACAAUUCGGUCCUAGUGCUGUCCACGGCCGAACUUCAGCCCAAGACCCAUAUUGCUAGUCUGCAGUCGCUUUGCGUCUUGUCCCCAAGGCCUCUUGCGCAAGCUAUGAGGGGCUUAAGUGCUAUCCCUUUUGUCAACAACCCACGACACCCAAAUCAACUUCUUAUCGCAGUACCAGUUGAUCAAAGCGUAACAAAAGCUACACAGUCCAUACCGGCGGCACCGUUCCUGCAGACGUACGAUCUGCAAGCUGGGCGACACAUGACUCGGCAAGCUCUAACUCGAAAUAUAAUUACGGAAGCAAACAUUGACCCCGAGUGGAACAAGAUCGAGAUUCCAAAUGUGACUCUAAUGGAAAUCAGUUGCGAUGGCAUGUGGCUCGCCACAGUCGAGGAAUGGUUGCCCCCGAGUCAUGCUCUGCAGUACUUGGCUUUGGACAAGAGCGAGAUAGAGGUCGAAAGGCGGAAGAGGCGUGAGACUUAUCUCAAAAUCUGGCAUUGGGAUGAAGAGCGCAAAACAUGGGCCUUGAACACCAGAGUAGGCAAUCCUCAUUCGGACGACAGCAACGAGCUAGCAAACCGCACUUUUCAUUUGGUUUCCCAUCCAAAGGAGGCAUGUUUUGCAACAGUAGGAGAAGACAGCUGUGUACGUGUUUGGCGACCUCGAGCCAGUAUCGAAGGCGAAACCUCGUGGCACGCAAAACUCGUGACAAAGCUUGAGAGAAAUGCGAUCAGGGUAGACGAGGCGACAGAUUUCUUGUUACCGGCAAGCCCCGUAAUCGGGCGUCUUGCAUUUAGCAAUGAUGGCUCUGUUCUUGCGGUUAGUAAGCAAGACGACUCCGUUUCAAGGAAUGGUAUUGUACAUCUCCUGGAUUCCAGGCAAGGCGUGAUCAAAUAUGCAGAGACAGGACUGGCUGUUGGCUAUCUGAUCGCCAUGGGAUUCCUUGACCGAUAUCUCAUUGUCGUCUCAGAACAGCUUCGUGUUUGGGAUGCGGUGAUUGGUUCUGUGCUGUUCUCUAAACCACUUGGACGACACGGAUUGUCCCUUUCUCAUCGGCUUGCAACAACACACCUUGCUAUCAGUGUUACUUCCAAAUCUUUCGCUGUAGCUGGCGUCAACAUCGGAUCGAGCAAAGGCGAUGCCAGUGCAGUUUUAGUCUUCAAGCCCACUGUGGCAGAACCGGUUUUCAUUUCGCAGUUGCACACUGGUCUGAUAUCUGGUCUUUCACCGUUAUCUGAUGGGACUGGAUACAUAAUCCUUGACUCGCAAGCAGAGCUGCGAACUUUGAGGACGCACAACGUUCCUUUAUCGGGUGUCAUCGGGACGCUGGAGUCACAGCCAAAUCAUCAGUUGGGAAUUGCACCGGAGGAUGAUGAGGUCUCAGCUGGAGGGCACGCUGUUUCUUCUGGUGAUGAUUUCAAUGACGCAACCCAACCGUUGUCUAUACAGGAUGAAAGCCGGAUAAGGGAGACUGAGAAGCUUGCGCGUGUCUUCACACAGAGCUACAGUGGUUUGGGCCUACCAAGUGUCAAGGAAAUGUUCGACAGUGUCGCUGGGCUGUUUGCUUCCAAGUCCAAAUAGUCUAUCAUACUAUGACGGGUAGAAUACAUGUAGAUCCAAACGAGAUUGAACUAUAUUUAUUUUGGGCCCC
Molecule: messenger RNA, 3347 nt
Organism: Verruconis gallopava
Lineage: Eukaryota; Fungi; Ascomycota; Dothideomycetes; Venturiales; Sympoventuriaceae
Exons: 3
Coding region: 89-3277 (1062 amino acids)
Biological process (GO): positive regulation of transcription by RNA polymerase I; positive regulation of rRNA processing
Cellular component (GO): nucleolus
Molecular function (GO): RNA binding; protein binding
Source: RefSeq, a predicted model, not a curated record